Molecule: messenger RNA, 2193 nt
Organism: Haemonchus placei
Lineage: Eukaryota; Metazoa; Nematoda; Chromadorea; Rhabditida; Trichostrongylidae
Source: the annotation of a GenBank genome assembly
AUGGAGAGUAUAGAACUUAGGACACCUGCUCCCGAAACAACACUCUGCUACCCACAGCAAUGGGAUGGCCAUGUGAUGGGUGGAAUAAAGUUAAUAAAUGAUGCGAAAUUUGCUUUGCGACUGUACUGUAUACAAGUGAGGCUUGAAGAUUUUGAGGAUGUUCUGGAUUAUAUCGCCGAGAAUGGCAACAUAGCCACCAAUAAGGCCUCGUUCGCGAAUUUUUCCAGCCUCUAUAAAAUGAAAGAAAUGGAUUGUUUGGUACGGGGAACGAACUUCUUACUACGAAAUAUCGAAGCAGAAUCGUUCACCUAUGACCAUCAUCAUGAGCAGUGUCGCUAUCAUUUUGAGACCAUUCGGCCCUCUGUUAUUUGUCCAUAUUUACUGGUAAAUGUGGGCACUGGUGUGUCUGUAUUUCGGGUGGACAGUGAUGACAAAUAUGAACGUGUUGGAGGAAGUUCAUUGGGUGGCGGAUGUUUCUUUGGACUGGGCAACCUCCUCACUGCUGAAGUAGAUUUGAAUGAAAUGAUGCGUAUGGCUGAGGAUGGCGACCAUCGACAAUUUGAUAUACUGGUUUCCGAUAUUUAUGGGGGAAAGUUUGCCAAUUUGGGCCUUAGUGGUGAUCUCAUAGCUGGGUCAUUUGGUAAAUGUGCUCAGAAAUCUCUUGCUGAUGAGCUCAAAAAGUGUCCAGAGUUCAAGAAAAAUGUUAUGCGAAGUCUUCUGCUUAUGAUCAGCAACAGCAUUGGACAGUUUGCAUUUAUGUAUGCUCAAAGAGAAAAAACGAAUCGCAUAUAUUUUGAUGGAUUUCUUGUGCGAAACCAUGCUAUUAUAAUGCGAACCAUUUCAUUUGCUGUUGCAUUCUGGAGUGAGGGAACGCAACAAGCUCAUUUUCUCCGACAUGAAGGAUACACUUCGGCUAUAGGGGCGUAUCUGAAUGGAGCAUCACUUGUGGAUCCUGAGGAGGCGGAAUUUGGAGCUGGAUGUGAGCAGCCACUAUAUAUACUAAAUAGUAUUGAUCGCAGUUACUACUGUGUUACCAGUACGUCCUAUAUUGUAGAUGAAGCGGAGCGUCUUUCAUGGCAUGAAUAUUACUCUGGUUGCUCAGAACUUGGAAGAUUCGUACCAACUGCCCCAUUGUCCAUGGGUUUUACGGCCGGUGUGCUCGAACUUGAAUGUGCGGAGAUAAUUCUCAGGCCGUUCCCCCUGUUAGCAGAAAACCUCCAGGUUUAUAAGCCUGAUGUCGCUGACUUGAACUUGGAUUGUGAAGCGAGAGAAUUCUGGUUACGUACAUUCGAAAAUAGUGUUGACAAUGUGAUGAAGAAGGCCGUUGAAUCGCAGGAGAAUUCUGAAUCGGCCGUUCAUCGAGUACAAGUCUUUCGAGAAAAGUUUCUUAAACAGUUAAUGGUUAUACGAGAAAAGCCGUUUGCUUACGGGAACUCAAAUGUUAGGAAUCUACUUGAUCUCAGGGAACAAUUACUCAAUGAACAAAACUUUGAUGAUUCGUAUCUCAGCCAAAAAACAUUGGAAAAUGCAGCUGCCCUCAAAGAACUGCCCUCUUUGUUGAAAUCGAUUGAUGAGGUUCAUGGCGAUGAUGAACGACUACUACGUGUUGCUUCAGGUCUCCUAGCUGGUAAUGUAUUCGAUUGGGGUGCUCAAAAGGUAAUCGAAAUGAUGGAAUCAUCGAAAGGUCUGUCAUUUUCCGCUGCCGUAUCGUCACUGCCUAGUAGACCAUGGCUAAUCGAUUCUUUUGAUGAAUUUCAAUCUUCCCUUAAUUCGAAGCCAUACAAUUGUGCUGCCAUAUUUGUUGACAAUAGUGGUGCAGACUUCAUUCUGGGCGUAAUCCCUUUUGCUCGGGAAUUGCUGAGACGCGGUUCUCGGGUCAUAAUUGUAUCAAAUUUAUCACCAGCGCUCAACGAUCUGACCUAUCCUGAGAUGAUGGAGAUGGUACCGCUUCUGAGGAAAGUGGAUGAAUCACUGAACGAAGCCAUCGCCAGUGGAAGGCUGACGUUUGAGCAUAGCGGACAGAGCUCUCCUUGUUUGGAUUUGAGGAGGGUCAACUCGGUCCUUAAUCGUCGAGUCCUUGAAGAACGUGUAGAUUUGAUCGUCAUCGAAGGCAUGGGACGUGCAUUACAUACGAAUCUUCAUGCACAGUUCAUUUGCGACUCUUUGAAGGUAGGUACCGUUUCAUUAUUGUAA